Messenger RNA from Scleropages formosus (Asian bonytongue), 835 nucleotides. Its product is annotated as relaxin-3-like. The transcript is spliced from 2 exons. The coding region runs from base 49 to 363 and encodes 104 amino acids. NCBI's taxonomy places the organism in Eukaryota, Metazoa, Chordata, Actinopteri, Osteoglossiformes, Osteoglossidae. The record is from RefSeq and is a predicted model, not a curated record. Gene Ontology annotation, cellular component: extracellular region. Gene Ontology annotation, molecular function: hormone activity; G protein-coupled receptor binding.
CACUUGGAGAGGAAUCAACCGGAGCACUUCAGCCGUUCUCAGGUCACCAUGAGGCCGCUGGUGUUGUCUGUGCUGCUGCUGUGUGUGCUGAGCGCAGUGGUCUGGGAGCAGAGCGAAGGGACGGCGGUGAAGCUGUGCGGGCGGGAGUUCAUCCGGGCCGUCAUCUACACCUGUGGUGCAUCAAGGUGGAGGAGGCUUCUCCGGGAGCAAGAGCUCUAUGGUGCGGUCAACGAGGAUAAGGUCCACUGUGAAUCAUGCAACAGAACCAGAAGGAAUCCAAGCAAGAGGGACUUGAACCACGUGCUCGCUAACAUGUGCUGCCAGGUGGGAUGUCGCAAGACUGACCUGUCUGUCUUGUGCUGAGGGGAUAGAGCACAGCACACCUGUCUACAAUGCAAAGUCCCCACUCCCAUGGCAGGUCCAUUGCCCCACACUGAAGUCAACCUCAGCUUUGAAUAUAUAUCAGCAGUUCCAUAAUGCGUCUUGUAUGGUUUGAAAAAAACUGUGUGUUGAAUCGAGUGUUAAUGCUGCAUACAUUCCCCACCUCUCUCAGUAAACUUAAAUCAAGAGAUUUCAGUCUUGAAACAACAGUACAGGCACAUUUAUGAUGUGCACUCACUGUUAUUGACACUGUAUAAUAAAUGUUACUGUGUAGUUAAGUGUGCCGUGAAAAGUGUCAAGUGUGUCAAGCUGAGUGGUUUUCAUGUCACAUUUAAUGGAUCACUUUAUUUAAAAUAAAGUCCUUUACCCUAAAAAUACACUAAAUUCCUCACGUGUCGGGUAAAUUUAUAUGAAAAUUUAUGGAAUAUUGAUAAAUCAGAUAAUCAUGCUUUCA